GGCAGGAGAGAGGAACCCCCGGUCCGGUUUGCCUCCACGCCUCCCACUCCACUUCCUAUAUUGUCACGUUCUGUUUGAGCACGAGGAUCUGUUCGGAGCAGAAUGACAGGAGAGCUGCGGGACGACGAGACGGAGGAGGAGUAUCUGCAUUCGUUCAUCCGGAAACAAGGGAACAUUUACAAACCGAACAACAAGGACAUGGAAAACGAGAGUCUGAACGAGAAGGCGAUGGAGGACGUCCACACCAAGGAGAUCGACCUGGUUAACAGGGAUCCGAAGCGCAUCAACGACGACGUGGUCAAGGUGGACUUCGAGGACAUCAUCGCGGAGCCUGCGGGAACCUACAGCUUUGACGGCGUGUGGAAAGCUAGCUUCACCACCUUCACCGUCACCAAGUACUGGUGCUACCGGUUGCUGACAGCGCUGGUCGGCAUUCCCCUGGCGCUGAUCUGGGGAAUCUUCUUCGCCAUCCUUUCCUUUGUCCACAUCUGGGCCGUGGUGCCGUGCGUAAAGAGCUACCUUAUCGAGACCCACUGCAUCAGCCGCGUCUACUCCAUCUUUGUCCACACCUUCUGCGACCCGCUGUUUGAGGCCAUGGGCAAGUGCUUCAGCAACAUCCGGCUCCGCACGACAAAGGAGGUGUAAAUGCACGAGAAACACGAGGAAAAAGGAGGAUUCAUUGCAAAUCACAGGAGGGAGGAAAAAGUGAGAUGGAGAGAAAAGUUAGGGAAUGGGAAAAAAAAGUAGACCUCUGGAAAAUAAGAGGUUGAGGGAUGUUUGGAGGGGAAGAGGCGAGGUCACCCAACACCUGGCCCGGCCUUUCUGACUUCUCUGUUUUUUCUCUCCAUGGCGGCUUAGCCAACCAGGUGGGCACCCAAAAAAUUCAAAGGUUAAUUCUUCUGGGUUUUUCUUGAGGUUUAGGUUUUGUGUGCGUGUGUAUGUGUGUGUGUGUGUGUGUGUAUGUAUGUGUGUGUUAUUUUUUUUAAGUGCUGUUUCUUUUUUCAAGCAAACAGUCGACAAAGCAUCGUAUCCUCUCAUUAGAGUCGUUCCAUGUGUAAUCCAUGUUAAGAUGAGGAGGUCAGGGUCUGCUGCUGUUGUUCAUGUUUUCUGUUUUUGGGGCCCCGGUAGUCCGGAGCGGGAUGGUCAGACUCAAAACUAGGGCUAAGGGGGGGUCGCUGGGGUCAAAUCGGAGACAAAGGGCAAGCACUGCUGGAUUCUGUCUGACUCAGCAAACGCGCUACUCCCGCUCGCUCAGAGUGGCACAACAACAACCUGCUGCCUUUCCAUAACCCCCUAAACCCCCCCCAAAAAACAUCCUCAUUCACCAA
Poecilia latipinna (sailfin molly) is the source of this 1328-nucleotide messenger RNA. RefSeq names its product caveolin 1 (gene cav1). Gene Ontology annotation, biological process: cell differentiation; caveola assembly; regulation of cytosolic calcium ion concentration. The coding region runs from base 103 to 645 and encodes 180 amino acids. The record is from RefSeq and is a predicted model, not a curated record. NCBI's taxonomy places the organism in Eukaryota, Metazoa, Chordata, Actinopteri, Cyprinodontiformes, Poeciliidae. Gene Ontology annotation, cellular component: perinuclear region of cytoplasm; focal adhesion; cytoplasmic vesicle. Gene Ontology annotation, molecular function: protein kinase binding; molecular adaptor activity; transmembrane transporter binding. The transcript has 3 exons.